AUGGCAGCCCAUUAUCGGAGGCUUGAGAAGGCCCAGGAGCUAGGGUGGCAAUUUAGUGUGGAAAGUGAGGUGACAGUGCCAUUUCACCCAACGAUUUCUGAGGCAACCAGCCAUUCUUAUGCCCAGACGGUUCAGUCCUGGAGGACGUUGUACCCCCUCCCCUUUGAUAAGACGGGUGGAAGUGUUGAUCUAGUAUCAGAUUUUAUUUUGAUUGCCUUCGGCGUCCACCACCCAAUACACUACCAACUGUACCGGAAAUCAAGGAAUGGAUCCGAUAUAUUGCUCUUGGCCAGGGCCACCUGGGAGACACCCCAACACAACUUACAGUUCACACAUAUUGGAAGCGGCUGUGUUGUGGCUUACAUAGGGAAAUGCAUGAGGAGUUCCCGAAGCCGGUAUGCCAGGAGAUUGAUAACGUAUGCUGUCAUCCCUCUAUCAACCUAUGGUGUUGCUAAACCUAGUUCAAGUUUCUACAAGGCAACCUCGCUCAUCCGGGAGAGCCAGACCUUCACCUUACCGUUGUGAAGUGGCCGAAAAGUAAUUUUAUGAUAUCAGAUGUUGAGCGCCUGUUAUGGUUUCUAUGGGGGAGAGACUGGAAACUGUUCUCCAGCGAGCGUUCCAGAUUGCAAAUAGCGCUCUGCGUAUUGUUGACAUCCUAUACAGCAGACCGUAUAGGAGGGAUUGUUGAAUCAAGGACACGUCAGGGGACAAAUAUGUCUCUCUUGUAUGGAGUAUGUAUGCUAACCUGAACUGUGUCAGGUACCGCUCCUCGCUGACAUGGUAUGUAUAGCACUGUAGCUUCGGUCUGAUGGCCACACAGGAGGGCAAACCUGCGGAUCUGGUCCUUACUAUCGGGAAGGUCUAUAUCAAAGGGGAUCAAGUCAGGGAACGUACUGUGUAGGUACCUUUAGCUCUCCCUCUGCUCCCGUGUUCCCUCACCUGACCUCUAACUGAACUAGUCCACAGACCCUGCUUCAUCAGGUGGUUCUCGGCUUUGGACAUGGACUAGAUCCUGUGAUACUCUUCCUUGCACUAGCAUUCGCGGAUGAUGCCUUCGAUGAUUUAACUAUGGAGCGUCUCCUAGAGAUGCAGCGGUCUCAAACAGGCUUGAGAAGAAUGUUUAAAUGGAGGGAGUCAGUUACAGAAAUGCCAGUCUUUCGGCAGUGCGAACGAAAUGGAGGUGUAAGCCGCAAAAGAGCCUUGACAUACCAGGCAAUAAGUAAUUGCCUUCGGGAUCUGGCUCAACGGUCUGGCUUCAUGGAAAGGGCUACCUUUCAGGCCAUACGUAGAGCCACUGGAAAUACUAUUCAUGGUAUGCUUGCCUUGUCCAUUACCCUAGUCUUAUCUAACACACAUUGGCCUUAGGUAAAGUGCUACAAUAUGAUCACCGGAGGGUGAUGACCCAUAGAAAGUCGGGAACAUUUGAUCGUUUUUAUGCCUCAUCCAUAUCACCUGUUGAUACUCAGUCCCUUGUUCUAGGGCGUUGGCAGCGGUUAGAUUUGACCUCACAGUUCCUUCAAACGGGAUGCCGACAUGAUGAGGCGGUGCCACAGAACCUUCCAGACAGUACCCUGGAGGAGAUAGAAGGCGAUAGGAUAUUGCAGGGCUAUGAGGAUGAAAGGGCCCGAUAUCUAUCAGAGUUGCAAUAUGGGCAUGGAAGCAUUAAGAGAUCACCCAUGCCCGAACAACGGCAGUACAAUGCCCUUUAUGAGCGUGUCCGUAGCCAACGAAAUCGGUUACGCAAGAGGGCAUUGGACAAGCUCCAGGAGGAUUGGGCUCACGAGAAAGAGAAGACCGCACCGGGACUUUGUUCACAAACCAUUCCUACCGACUUCGAUGACUAUACCACGAAGGUUAAGAUUCCGCAGCAUGGCCUAUACCCUCUAAGGAGACGGAUCGCGGAUGGCAUGUUCGGGUAUCCUAAAACUACGGACGUGUUGGAUAUAUCAUUACUCUCUGAUCUUGCCAACCUUUCUCGAGGAUUAGUGUAAUUGUACUAUAUUGAUAACUCCUUGGUAGUGUCAGUGCGGGCUUUAUUGGAAGGUAUAAAUAUUUAUGUAUUUGCUUAAUGCUGGGGCGGCUGGGCAUGGUGGGAACC
This is a messenger RNA of Tuber aestivum (summer truffle), 2098 nucleotides long. The record is from the annotation of a GenBank genome assembly. NCBI's taxonomy places the organism in Eukaryota, Fungi, Ascomycota, Pezizomycetes, Pezizales, Tuberaceae.